Molecule: messenger RNA, 950 nt
Organism: Nematostella vectensis (starlet sea anemone)
Lineage: Eukaryota; Metazoa; Cnidaria; Anthozoa; Actiniaria; Edwardsiidae
Exons: 2
Coding region: 56-661 (201 amino acids)
Source: RefSeq, a predicted model, not a curated record
GCGAACAAACGUAAGCGGCAUUCAGAAACUAAACUACGCCACGCAAAACGCAACCAUGGAGGCCGGCUCGGGUCGCUUACUUGGCGAUUGGAAAAUAAAUUCACAGGCUGUUCGUGUCUACGAAAUAAGGUAUGCACAGCCAGGGAGUUAUGGUGUUCGGAUCGACUACAAACCCAAAAGAUCCGAUCAGUACAAAGUGUACGGCAUGCUGAGUGCGAAUAUGCCAAAUGUGACGCUUGAGCCGGGAGAAUUUGUUGUGAAUUGUCAUCAGGACCAAAUGAAACAUCAUUGGCAAGACUUGAUGGGUUUUCCGGAGUUCGAGGACACAAAGAAAACGGUUCCCCACAUUCAGAACAAUCGAGUGUUCCUUUGUCCUGUAUGGCGCUUCAUGAGUCACGACUGUAUGCCCGAGGGAGGUGGGGUCAGGGAGCAAGGAUGCGUCCCCCACACGGGGAUAGUGGAGUCGCUCUACCUCGAGAUCAAGGACCUGGUGAAGAGUGAGCCCACGGAUUACGAGAUAGCGGAGUUGCUUAUCGGCCUCAAGGCGGCAGACGCGGGGAUUGUCCACGAGAGGUCGAUACUAAGUGACCCAACUGCUGCCGAACAGAGAAACGAAAACAAUAAUACGGAUAAUACAAAUGAGGCUAUACCGUUGGAUUAAUCUAGUUCAUUUAAUUCUGAUCCAUUUAUAUUACUUCGUAACAUGCUUUCUGUACUAAGCGGUACGAGAACCCUUGAAAAGCAAGGCACUAGCUUGUCAAAUCUUUUUUAUUUAUUUUUUAAUGAUUCAUAUGAUGACGGAUUGGCUAAAAUAUGAAAUCUUGGGCAUGCGCGCGUUGCGGGCUUGGCGGUAUUCAAUAUCUCGCGGAUAUUGACCUUUUGGGAACCAAUCAGAUUCACGAUAACUGUAAUUAAACUGUAACUGAUAAUUAUAGAUUUCUCUUUCCGUA